Pisolithus orientalis is the source of this 1050-nucleotide messenger RNA. RefSeq lists its product as uncharacterized. The record is from RefSeq and is a predicted model, not a curated record. The transcript has 4 exons. The coding region runs from base 1 to 1050 and encodes 349 amino acids. Lineage: Eukaryota; Fungi; Basidiomycota; Agaricomycetes; Boletales; Pisolithaceae.
AUGUCCUCAGUGAUGAGUUCAGAAGCUGCUAUCAAUGCCUUCGUGAACACUAUACAUCCAAAUUUCGACUGUCUUAUCAUAGCAACUGCUUUCUCUGCUUGUUUGCUCACCCUCUUUGUAGUCCUUUUUGCACUAUCCACCAAGGAGUCUCAGUGCCACCUGGCAUUCCGACUGAAUGUCCUUGCCAUUUGUCUCGCCCUAACAACAAGCAUAUUGUCUUUCUUAACUGAUGGGAAGUCCAUAGUCGACCCAUUCAAUCUGGUGUCGACAAGUGUGUACCUUGCUGCAAUUGUUGUCACUGUCUUCCCACCAUUGUUAUAUGACUCGAUACUGUUAACUCAACUCUUUGCACUCUAUCCCCUCUCCAGCACACCUCCAUUCACCCUAUUGAAUAUAUUUUCAUUCCCCUUCUGCAUCAAAUGUGCUCGGGUGGUCACUAUUACACUUGGUAUUCAUCACUAUGUCAUGCCUGGGAUGACCACCGAGGUUCUCAUCGAGGAUGCAUCCUCUUACUGGUUUCAUAGCCCUUAUCUGAUCAAUGAGUGGACAUUGCAAAUUGCUGACAACCUAAGGUACUCUGUUAGCUUUUUUCUUUACAACCUCCACAUCCGCACAUCGCCAAUAAAAAGAGCACACAGCAUUGCAGAGCUCAUCCACCAAAUCUUCUAUAUCUCUGAUGCCAAUUUUGUCUUCCCUCUUAUGUUCAACAUUGCACAAAUCAUCCUCGUAAUGACUGAUCGGUCCCCCACUGCUGGUGCAGUGGUGCUCUUGAUAAAUAACUAUGUGACUGUCAUGGGGGUGUUGUGUGCAACAUUGUGGUUCUCAGGGUCGGAGAGGGCUCGGACUCGCAACGAACCAUUACCUGAGCACAUGCUCAACUCACCUAGAACAAACUUUGGGAGCCAUCAUGUGGCUGGCGGGAAGAGCGGCAGCUCAAUUAUAUUAAUAGGAGGGGAUUCCGUUACACAUGACACUACGGGCUUGGACACUGUGACGGAUCCUAAGCAUCUCACCACUCCGGAGAAAGAGAACAAGUAUAUCUUGGUGUGA